Macrobrachium nipponense is the source of this 2281-nucleotide messenger RNA. Its product is annotated as metabotropic glutamate receptor 4-like. The record is from RefSeq and is a predicted model, not a curated record. Gene Ontology annotation, molecular function: adenylate cyclase inhibiting G protein-coupled glutamate receptor activity. Gene Ontology annotation, cellular component: plasma membrane. Lineage: Eukaryota; Metazoa; Arthropoda; Malacostraca; Decapoda; Palaemonidae. Gene Ontology annotation, biological process: G protein-coupled receptor signaling pathway.
GAGACUGACUGGCUUUAGCUAAGCGAGUGAGCGUUAAAACCGUCUUUGAAGUUCCCACGUCACGAGGAUGUGGCUGUUUCAGUGAUAAUUAUUCUUUGCGGCCUUCGGUUACCGGAGAGCUAUUAUUAAUAAUACUGGAACCUAGCUCAAUGGAGAUCAUUUUAGUCUUGCCGGAAAGUUUAAAAUAUUGGAAAUGAAGUGCAGUUUCUUUUAAAAGUUACGAGAAUUUUUUUUACUAAUAAUUAUCAUACUUUGAAAACGUAUUCGAGUGGUUGUUUGAAGUUGAACAUUAUCACGAUUGAAGUGAAGAAUAUGGCGUCGGAGUUUUGAAAAAGAAAAGAGUUAAAAAACUAAAUAAAUACGUGUAAGUGAAGAAAGUUCUACAAAAUUCUUUAACCAGUUCUAGACAUGGAUAGAUCCUCACUAUCCAGUAGCCUUGUUCUAGUAAGCAGAUAGCUAAAUUGGUAGUUUAUUCUUUAAGAUAUAACAAUGGCUUAGAUUCAAAGAGGCACAAGAGAGUACAGUUUAAACUAAAUUACAUCUAAUAAACCCACGAAGGUUCCUCCGGAAGGACCAGUGAACAUGGUGUUAAGAGACCAAUCCCAUUCCUUCCUCGUCGUCAUCGUCUCCUUCACCUGUAUCUUGGGGAACCUCCUCCAAGCCGUCAGACCCGCCCCGCCUUCUGAAGCUGUUCCCUCGCCCUUCUCCCACCUCCUGGAUGACCGCCAGAGACUCCUGCUGUACGAGGAGCUCUAUUAUAACCUGACCCUCCACAAUCACAAGGACAGAAAACCUGGCGGUGGUGAGACUCUGAGGACUAAACGCCUGACGGAGAGUCGAACCUUCUCCCUGAUCACGAACCGAACUCGCCCUGCCAAAAAAGUGGUGGUUAUGGAGGGGGACAUCCUUUUGGGGGGACUCAUGAUGGUGCAUGAGAGGGGCAAUGAGGAGGUCUGCGGGACAAUCAUGCCCCAGGGUGGGGUACAGGCCUUAGAGGCGAUGCUCUAUACUCUAGACCACGUCAAUGGCAUGGAGAGCUUCAUCCCGGGAAUCAAGAUCGGGGCGCAUAUUCUCGACGACUGCGACAAAGACACCUACGGCCUCGAGCAAGCUGUCGAUUUCAUAAAAGGGUCCAUCAGUAACAUUGACGAUGGUGAGUACAAGUGUAGAGACGGGUCAUCACCUGAGGUCAUGAACAAGGUCAUCUCAGGUGUGGUAGGGGCAGCCUCAUCAGUGACCUCCAUUCAGGUCGCGAAUCUCCUCAGGCUCUUUAGGAUACCCCAGGUGAGUUUUUUCUCGACCUCUCCCGAGCUGAGCAACAAGCAGCGGUUCGAAUACUUCUCGAGAACCAUUCCCUCCGACCAUUACCAAGUCAAGGCCAUGGUGGAGAUCAUCAGGAAGUUCAACUGGUCGUACAUCUCGAUCAUUUACGAGGAGUCGAACUACGGCAUCAAGGCCUUCGAAGAACUGGAGGGCCUUUUGGCCAAAAACGACAUCUGUAUUGCAGUCAAGGAGAAGCUGGUGAAAGAUUCUGGAGUCGCAGAAGAAGUGGCUUAUGAUCUCAUAGUCAAGAAGCUUCUCCAGAAACAGAUGGCCAGAGGUGUCAUCGUCUUCGGCUCAGACCAAGAGGUCGCUGGAGUGAUGAGAGCUGUCAGGAGGAACAACGCCACUGGAAGCUUUUCCUGGAUCGGGUCAGACGGCUGGUCGGCCAGGUCUCUUGUGUCCUCAGGUAAUGAACCAGAAGUUGAGGGAACUCUGUCAGUUCAGCCUCAAGCCAAUCCCGUAAGAGGCUUCCACAGAUACUUCAAAGGGUUAACUGUGUCCUUGCGAAACAAGAGGAAUCCCUGGUUUGUCGAAUACUGGGAGGACCACUUCAAAUGCAGGCACCCAAACAGUCCGCUAACCAGUUACAACCGGAACCACACCAGUUGCAGUGGGCUGGAGAGACUCACGGAUGACAACACUGAGUUCGCUCAGUUGCAGUUCGUCUCCGAUGCUGUCAUGGCGUUUGCAUACGCCUUCAGAAAUAUGCAUCAAAGCCUGUGCGGUGGGAAACCUGGGCUCUGUCCACGUAUGACUCCUAUAAAUGGGGAGGAACUUCUCUUUUACCUACGUAAUGUCACCUUUACAGGUUUAAGCGGAGACAACUUCAAAUUCGACAAGCAAGGAGAUGGGCCAGCCAGGUACAACAUCAUUCACUUCAAGCAAUCCUCGCCUGGGGUGUACGCCUGGGUCACCGUUGGACAAUACAUAGAAGGAGAGCUCUUGCUCGAUAUGGAUG